GGAGCUCUUUAAGCCCCGGUGCCGUCACACAGAGCAGGCAUUCAUACUCGGGCAGCGCGAGCGAGGGGGCUGGGGAGCGAGCGAGCGUCACUUUGGAAACUCGGGAACUCACGGAUUCUCGUGCGAAACCGGCGACCUCCUUUUCUCAUUACUGAAGUCUUUGCUGCUGGAUUUCAAUCGCGGGACACACGGAGGAGAGAGAGAGAGAGAGAGAGAGCGAGUGAGAGAGAGAGAGAGAGAGAGAGAGAGAGAAGGGGGAGAAGUGAGACCGGGUGAGUUUGGCGCAGACAUUUGUGCAUUAGCAGGUAAACUGGGGUCCAAGGUGCGCACUGAGCCGCCUAUGAUACCAACAACACGGAUGGAAAGAACUUUAAUGUGGAACCCUCACAGAGUUUUGCAGCGGAGGCUGAGAGUAGAGACAGACUGGCAGUUUAUAUUAUAACUUAGAGGAAGCGACAGAUCAGACCGCAGGCAGCCGAAACUCCGUGCGUCACUGUAGGGACAAAACAAGCGCGAGGACCCGACAGGUAGCUGAGCUGUUAGAGACAGGCCGUGCGUCCUCUGCGCACCCGGAGGUUUGCGGUAGCAGGAUGUCCAGAGAGGAGCAGAGCUUAUCGGAGGUCGAGCUCAGUCCCGGGAUGUCGGACGACAGUCGCUCCCUGUCGCCGGGUCAUUCCUCCGGUGCGACAGGCGGGGGGGACUCGCCUCUCCACGGGCAGCAGCAGCAGCAGCAGCCGCCGCAGCUCGCGGGUCUGGACGACGUGUCGGCGGGCUGCUCGUCCGCCAGAUCCGACGACGAGGACGAACGCUUCCCAGCAGGAAUCCGCGAGGCGGUGAGCCAGGUGCUCAACUGCUAUGACUGGACCCUCGUGCCCAUGCCCGUGCGCGUGAACACCGGGGGCAAGAACAAGCCGCACGUGAAGAGGCCCAUGAACGCCUUCAUGGUGUGGGCGCAGGCGGCGCGGAGGAAACUGGCCGAUCAACACCCGCACCUGCACAACGCGGAGCUGAGCAAGACCCUGGGGAAGCUGUGGAGACUCCUCAAUGAGAGCGACAAGCGCCCCUUCAUCGAGGAAGCCGAACGGCUGAGGAAGCAGCACAAGAAAGACUAUCCCGACUACAAGUACCAGCCGCGACGCCGCAAGAACGGAAAGAUGGGUUCCGGGUCAGGAAGUGAGGCCGACGGCCAUUCGGAGGGUGAGGUCAGCCAAAGCCAAUCCCACUACAAGGGCCUCCACCUGGAUGUGGCCCUCAGUGGGGGAGCCCGGUCCCCUCUGACAGAUGGGCACCACCCUCAUGCUGCAGGUCAGAGCCACAGUCCUCCCACACCUCCCACCACUCCCAAGACAGAGCCUCAGUCUGGGAAGGCAGGGGAUGGGAAGAGGGAGGGUGCUGGGAGCGGGGGCUCCCGGGGAACAAUGGGAGCAGAAGGGAGCUCAGGUGCUGCGGGAUCCGGGAAACCUCACAUCGACUUUGGUAAUGUGGACAUUGGUGAGAUGAGCCACGAGGUGAUGGCCAACAUGGAGCCUUUCGACGUCAACGAGUUUGACCAGUAUCUCCCCCCGAACGGGCACCCGGGGGUCGGGCAGAGCGCAGGGGGAGGAGCAGCUGCGGCAGCUUCUCCGGCCUCGCCAUACACCUAUGGCAUCUCCUCAGCUCUGGCGGCGGCCAGCGGACACUCAGCGGCCUGGCUCUCCAAGCAGCAGCAGCCGCAGCAGCAUCACGCCUCCCCUCUGGGCUCAGACCCGUCCAAGGCCCAGAUCAAGAGUGAGGCCGGAGGCGCCGGCGGUCACUUUGCAGAGGCAGCCUCAGCAGGUUCCCACGUCACGUACACGCCCCUCAGCCUUCCUCACUACAGCUCCGCCUUCCCCUCACUGGCCUCCAGGGCUCAGUUUGCCGAGUACGCGGACCACCAGGCCUCGGGGUCGUACUACGCCCACACCAGCCAGGCCUCGGGGUUGUACUCAGCCUUCUCUUACAUGGGCCCCUCCCAGAGGCCCCUGUACACGCCCAUCACUGACCCAGCCAGCGUCCCGCAGUCACACAGCCCCACGCACUGGGAACAGCCCGUCUACACAACGCUGUCGCGGCCAUGACAGACAACGAGACCAGAGAGUACUGGUGCAGGUUCAGCCCCCACGUCAGACCCGAGAAGCAGCUGCAGCGCUGGUGGCAUCGGAGGUCAGAGUGGUCUGGGCUGGGGGGAGUGGGCAAGCACCAGGGGAGGAGGCUGGGGAGGCAGGACGGGACAAACCCCGCUCUGCCCGGGCCCAGGCGCACAAACGCUGUCACGGCCCAGGGAUGAGCGCGAAGCGUGGCGCUUGUGAAGCGUGGUUGAUAAAUUUCGGGGGCGCGCAGCGUCAGCAGUCAGAGAGCGAGUUACUUUGACGGUGCAAAGAGAAAAAAAAAAAACACUCACCGCAGAGUUCCAGGUUCGAUCUCUCGCAGCACUUCGAACAACACGGUUAGCGACAGAGUUCACGGGCGGGAAAGGAUCGUCUCCCCUUCGGUUCUGAGGAAGCUUCACUGUAGUCCACACCCCGCACAGAGAAAUACCCACAUCUACAUCUGGAAUAUAUAUAUAACCAUGACCUGUGUAAUGAAGGGUGUGAGUCUAUAUGAAAUGUUUUUUUGUUGUUUUGUUUUGUGCCAGAAGAAAGGAGUGCCAAAUCAUUUGGCUGUGGCCCAUUUAUUUCUCAGGCAAGAUUGAGCGACUUUUCAUCGGACAGAUGUUAGUUUUUGUAUCGCUUCUGGAAAUCAAUACAACAAACACUGACGGCACUCUGUUGGUUUCUGAGGCACAUCUGUCCCUUAUUUAAUUCUUAAUGAUUGAUUGUGCUGUGUUCACUUCAAAUGCCUUUUGUAUACACCAUGAAGAAAAAAAAAAUGCCAUAAAAAGCCGUGGAAGUGAAACGACUUAUUAUCAGGAUGGUUUAUUAAAAAAAAAAAAAAGUACUUGAAAUUACAAACUGUUCAUUAUAUUGAUGGAUUCUGAUACGAACUGUGUGUAAAACGACCAAAGUUUUGAGACCAAAACUUUAUUACAUAGAGAAGAAACCGAUGUUUCUCCCAACAGGACACUCAAAACUACCUUUCAUUAUGUAGCUAGCUAGCCUUCUCUUAGCUGUCCACAUUUUCUCCAAUGUGACAUUUUUUUAAAAACGUGUUGGUGUCAAAAGUUUCUGUUGAGUUUUUUAUUUUUUUCUCUAAGGCACUGAUGAGUGUGAUGAUUUUAAGUCGUUUUUUUUUUUUUGACGUUUUGAUGUCGAACAUUCAUGAUAAAAGACAAAUCUAUUUAUACUUGGGUCAUUUGUUUUCAUUGACCACGGUUGCAAUAUGUUAUAGAAUUACAUAAUAGAAGCUUUUGCAGUUUUUAUUUUUAUUUUUUAAAAGAACUGACUGUAUUAAUUCUCAUGUGCUAUUUGCCAUUAUAAUCUCCACUGAGAUCCUGCACCACUGCCUUUCCUCUUCCCUCCUGUGUCGUUUAAAGUGUGUUUUUGUUUUUUAGAACAGUAUUCAAUGUGAAAUGUCACAUUUCUUUUUAUUGUAGUUGUGUAUCUUUUUUUUUUUUUUUUUAAUUUUUAAAAUUUCUUUAAAAAACACAAUUUGAAGACAGUGUCAGUGUGGGUGAUGCCAGUACUGAGAAACAGUUGCCAGAGAUUGAGCGAAUAAAGCCUCCAGGAGAAAAAACGUUUUAACACAACCUAAUGUUAAAUAAAAAAUGUGCCUUAUCCUAAUAAUAAUAAUAAUAAUAAUAAUAAUAUCUGUUACUAACACAUUGAACACAGGCAACUAGCUGUACUUAAAGCUAAUCUGUUUUUUUAUGUCACAGUGUCUUUCUCUCUUUGCUCUCCCGUGUUUCCACAUGUUGUUUCUACGUCUCAGCUCCUGAGCAGAACUUCAAUGAUCUUAUUCUCCAUCUGAGGAAGUGAAAAAGAUGAAACAUUUAAUUUGUGUUUAUGUUUAUCGCUGAAAUUAUCCUUCAUCACUACUGGACACAUGUCUGAACCAUAUGCAUGCAGCACUGCUUGUUUUAAUUCACUUCAUUCUUUUUUUUUUUUUUUGCUUAAAGCACAUUUUGAUGUAACUUUUUUUUUUUUUUUUUUUACCUCCAGUUCAUCUCACCUCCUCCCUGCCACGCGUGAAACAUCUGUAAUGUUGCUUUGAAUUUUACAUUUCCUAUUUAUAUUUGUUUUAUGUUUGUGUUCGCAGUGAAUUGUUUCUCUCCUUUUUUUUGUUGAAGAAACCUCUCGACUGUUACUGUUACUGCCGUUUUAGUAUUUAAUCUUUCCAGUCUUGUGUAACAGCUGCCAGCACAGCACAGCCACACAACUGCUAAAUAAGAGCAGGAGCGAAAGCCUAAACAUGUGAUGAUGACUAAUGAUCUCUGACUCUCACUUGAAAUAAAGCUAUUAUUCCCGCUUUAAUACAAGUCUGCCUCUUGAAACAUUUUCACAACGGAGAAAAAUAAUGGAAAUGAAAGGUCGUGAUCUGAUAAUAACUGCAGUAUGAUAACAAACAAUAAGCUGAACGUCCUCAUUAAAAAAAAAAACUAAUUACAGAAACGUUGCAGCGGUUUAUGAGAGUGACACAUUCUCAUCUUCUCGUUAUUAAUUACAACCGAACAACAGAAGCGCGCGCCUCUGUGGCAUCUUAACGGCUCGAGCGCCCGCUCGCGCUCUCGGCAUAAUCCGUUCAGCUAACGGUUAAUUCACUUCAGCUGCACCGCGCGGCUCCGCUCUCAGCUACAGACCACCACUGACCAUCAGCAGAGG
Seriola aureovittata is the source of this 4775-nucleotide messenger RNA. It is a transcript of the gene sox10, whose product is annotated as SRY-box transcription factor 10. The transcript is spliced from 4 exons. Bases 591 to 2096 code for a protein of 501 amino acids. The record is from RefSeq and is a predicted model, not a curated record. Gene Ontology annotation, biological process: neural crest cell migration; enteric nervous system development; negative regulation of transcription by RNA polymerase II. Gene Ontology annotation, cellular component: nucleus. Lineage: Eukaryota; Metazoa; Chordata; Actinopteri; Carangiformes; Carangidae. Gene Ontology annotation, molecular function: DNA-binding transcription factor activity, RNA polymerase II-specific; RNA polymerase II cis-regulatory region sequence-specific DNA binding.